This is a messenger RNA of Sesamum indicum (sesame), 2576 nucleotides long. RefSeq names its product MACPF domain-containing protein At4g24290. Lineage: Eukaryota; Viridiplantae; Streptophyta; Magnoliopsida; Lamiales; Pedaliaceae. Gene Ontology annotation, biological process: plant-type hypersensitive response; regulation of salicylic acid mediated signaling pathway. The record is from RefSeq and is a predicted model, not a curated record. Gene Ontology annotation, cellular component: plasma membrane.
UCAGGUCAGUUUCCUCCUUCCAGGAAGCAGACGGCGGCGGCGGCAGCUCUUUGACUUCCCGCCAUUCAUACUCCUUACCUUUCUGCCAGUCUUCCCCCACUUAAUUAUUGCUUCAAGAAUUAAUCCAAAAAUGAGAAACAAAAGGAAAAAAUUACUGCUUGAAAAUAAUCACGAUUCCAAAAUAUCCCACCACCUAACACACAUAGAAAAUUCCAAAAAUCUCAAAUACAGUGAAUUUGCCAGCAAAUAAACAAUCAGUGAAAAUCCGAUUCUUGACUAGUCUACCUUCUUCAACUUCAAAACCCAAUUCGUCUUCACUUUCCUUCCAAGCCCACCAUGAAUAUCUGGUGAAAAGGGAUCGCUGACCUGAUUGAAUUUUCUUGCUGGUUUGCCAUGGUUUUGCUUCCUUUUGAGCGGUUUCAAGAAUUAUUUUGAGUGUGAUCGGUUCAUUCAAGAAAAACGCCUUGUUUUUUCGGCUUUUGUGGAGUUUGUUAUGGCGAAUAAUGGUGGUGGUAGUAGUAAGAAAGAGAUAGCACUGAGGCUGAGGGCGGCGGCGGAGGAGGCGGUGCAGUGCAUUGGGUUGGGCUACGAUUUGACGCUUGACUUGCGCUUGAAGUACUGCAAAAAGCAGCAAGGUUCGAAAGAUGGGUCCAGGUUGAUCUCCAUGGACGUUGAUCAGGUCCGGGAUAUCGCCGUCCCUGGAGGAAUUUUGGUCCAGAAUGUGCCCAAGUCUAUUAAUUGUGAUAAGGGGGAGCGCAUGCGCUUUAGCUCUGACAUUCUAUCGUUCCAGCAGAUGUCGGAACAGUUCAACCAGGAAUUAUCACUUUCAGGUAAAAUUCCCACAGGCCACUUCAAUGCAGCAUUUGAAUUUACGGGUUGUUGGCAGAAAGAUGCUGCCUUCACAAAGUCCCUCGCCUUUGAUGGGGUCUUCAUCAGCCUGUACAGCAUUGCAUUAGAAAAAUCCCAAGUAAUGCUACGAGAUCAUAUCAAACAAGCAGUGCCAUCUUCAUGGGAUCCGGCUGCAUUAGCAAGGUUCAUUGAGAAAUAUGGUACCCAUGUCAUUGUUGGUGUGAAGAUGGGAGGAAAGGACGUUAUAUAUGUAAAGCAGCAGUAUUCAUCGCCUCUCCAGUCCAUUGAGGUGCAGAAAAGAUUGAAGGAUGUGGCAGACAAGAGGUUUAGUGAUGCCAGUGGACAAUCUAGCAUGCUUCCUGAGAAAGCUUAUGGCAGCGAAAUGUAUGAGAGUAAUGAAAGAAGAUCUGCAUUCUUGGAUCCCAGUACACCAAGUUUUCACUCUAACCAAGAGGAAGUUACUUUCUUCUGGAGGAGGAUAGGUGGAAGCAGCAGUAGAAAUAUGACUCAUACUAACUGGUGUCAGACUGUGCAGCUUGAGCCUGAAGUGAUCUCAAUGUCUUUUAUUCCGAUUUCGUCACUCUUGAAUGGAGUUGAUGGGAGCGGAUUCUUGGGUCACGCCAUUAAUCUAUAUUUGCGUUAUAAGCCACCUAUAGAAGAACUUCAUCAAUUUUUGGAGUUCCAACUUCCAAGGCAAUGGGCACCUGUAUUUGGUGAUGUUCCCCUGGGUCCCGAAAGAAAGCAGCAAGGAGUUGCAUCUUUGCAGUUCAGUUUGAUGGGUCCCAAGCUGUACGUUAAUACUAACGAGGUUGAUGCGGGAAAUAAACCAGUAACUGGCAUGCGGCUGUAUUUGGAAGGAAAGAGAAGUAACUGCUUAGCAAUCCAUUUGCAGCACCUGUCCUCAUUGCCGAAAAGCUUUCAACUUCAUAGUGAGUUGGCUGGAAACAAUAAUAACUCUUAUGACCGUAGGUAUUAUGAGAAGGUCCAAUGGAAGGGUUUCUCACACGUAUGCACUGCCCCCGUCGAGUCUGAUGAUGAUCUCUCCAUAGUCAGUGGAGCACAAUUUGAAGUUAAGGAAUCUGGUAUGAGAAACGUCCUAUUUCUACGCCUACAGUUUUCCAAAGUUACUGGUGCAACAGUAGUGAAGAGACCGGAGUGGGAUGGUUCUCCUGCCCUUGCUCAAAAGUCAGGAAUUAUAUCAACUAUAAUCAGCAGUCAUUUCAGCACUGGACAGAAACCUCCUCCUAAGCCAUCUGAUAUUAACAUCAACUCCGCGUUAUAUCCUGAUGGCCCUCCAAUGCCUGCACCAACCCUUAAACUUCUGAGGUUCGUCGACACAACAGAAAUGACAAGAGGGCCACAGGACCCACCCGGGUACUGGGUUGUCUCGGGUGCCAGGCUUGUAGUUGACAAGGGUAAAAUAUCGCUUCGUGUGAAGUACUCACUCCUAGCAGUGAUUUUGCAAGAUGAAGAGGUACUUUUUCAGGGCUGAUUGUUUUCGUAAAAAGUGAGAAAGUGCACUCAGUGGGAAAAAUGAGAUGGUUACUGGUAUUUCUUUGUGUGGGUUCUGGUACUGCCCAAGCGUAAUGCCUGAUCUGAACCCAGAAUGUAGAAUACCUUGUUUUGAUAACUGAGACUCUCUGUUGGCUUCUAUCUGUACUAAAUUCUUGUAUAUUUUACAAUUAGGAGAAGUAAAAGAAGUGUUUGGAUGUUGAUGUCUCCUGCUA